This is a messenger RNA of Anopheles nili, 2783 nucleotides long. It is a transcript of the gene hppy, whose product is annotated as mitogen-activated protein kinase kinase kinase kinase 5. The record is from RefSeq and is a predicted model, not a curated record. The coding region runs from base 1 to 2763 and encodes 920 amino acids. Lineage: Eukaryota; Metazoa; Arthropoda; Insecta; Diptera; Culicidae. The transcript has 15 exons. Gene Ontology annotation, molecular function: ATP binding; MAP kinase kinase kinase kinase activity. Gene Ontology annotation, biological process: protein phosphorylation.
AUGUCGCAUUCAACCCCCAUGUUGAGUUCCGCUAUCUCCCGCCGCAAUCCGGAGGAUGAGUACGAGCUGAUCCACAAGAUCGGUUCCGGGACGUACGGCGAUGUGUACAAGGCGAAGAAGCUGCAGUCGAAUGAUCUCGCUGCGAUCAAAGUCAUCAAACUCGAGCAGGGCGAUGACAUCCAGAUCAUUCAGCAGGAGAUCCUGAUGAUGCGCGACUGUCGCCACUCGAACAUCAUCUCGUACUAUGGCUCGUACAUGCGCCACGACAAACUCUGGAUCUGCAUGGAGUACUGCGGCGGGGGAAGCCUUCAGGACAUCUACCAGGUCACUGGACCGUUGACCGAGCUGCAGAUCGCGUACAUGUGCCGAGAGACGCUACGCGGCCUCUCGUACCUGCACUCGAUGGGCAAGAUUCAUCGCGACAUCAAGGGCGCCAACAUCCUGCUCACCGAGCGGGGCGACGUGAAGCUGGCCGAUUUCGGUGUCAGCGCCCAAAUCACGGCCACCAUUAACAAGCGGAGAAGCUUCAUCGGCACACCCUACUGGAUGGCACCCGAGGUAGCGGCUGUCGAGCGGAAGGGUGGUUACAAUCAUCUGUGCGAUAUCUGGGCCUGUGGUAUCACUGCGAUCGAACUAGCCGAACUCCAACCACCUAUGUUCGAUCUUCAUCCGAUGCGGGCGCUCUUUUUGAUGUCGAAGAGCGGUUUCAAGCCACCCACACUGAAGGAGAAGGAACGGUGGAGUUCUAACUUUCACUCCUUUCUCAAGGUGGCCCUCACGAAGAAUCCCAAAAAGCGACCGACGGCCGAACGGUUGCUGCAGCAUGCCUUCUUCCAAUCGGACAUGUCCAUCCGAUUGCCGCAGGAGCUGCUGCAGAAGUAUCAUAGCCCGCACGCGAGCUACUACUACCAGGACACAGAGGAAGAAGGGGCCAUCGCGAACGGGCCGCAGAGAAUUACGAGUCGGAUGCAUUCCUCCAACUCUGUUUACCAUUGCAAACCCUUGGAGAAUGAACGUUCAUCUAGUCCAGAAACACUACCGAGUGAUAUGAGUCUAUUGCAUUAUAUAGACGAGGAGUUGAAGAUAAGGCGCACGCUACCGCUGCACGAUAAUUCCUUGUUGGCGUGUGCCGAUGCCAGCAAUGGACAGCAACAUCGCACAGGAAACGGUUCCGGUGCGAUCGGUGGUGGCGGUGGAAAUCACAUUCUUGACGAUGAAGACGAUCUUAUCGUGUCGGAUAGAAGCUACACGACGACAAGCAUGACGAUGGCAGAAGAUUACGACAAUAAUGGCCGCGAUGAUUCGACGUUGAGCUAUGAUGCGAUGGAUCAGCUAAGUGCAAAGCUCGAGCAACUAAAUGCGCAAAACGGAGCUACCGCCAUGGAUGAAUCGCAGGACCACGGUAACAGUAAUAGCGGUGGUAAGCGGCAUUCGAUGGACCAACUGAACGAACUAUUCAAGGGAAUCGACAAGUCUUCCAGGCAACGUAGUUUGAGCGACGGUGAUGGCAAUAGUGAAGGUGGCACUGGAUCGCAACCGGAUCUGCUGAACAAUACACCGCCGAUUCCCCCAAAGCGGCACCAUCGUAGCCGUCGACAUACUCCGCCGCGUCCGGUUUCGAACGGGUUGCCACCGACGCCGAAGGUCCACAUGGGUGCCUGCUUUUCCAAGGUGUUCAAUGACUGCCCGCUGCACAUUAACUGCACCGCGUCCUGGAUCCAUCCGGACACGCGCGAUCAGCAUCUGCUGAUUGGGGCGGACGAGGGCAUCUUCAAUCUAAACCUGAACGAGCUGCACGACGCGGCGAUCGAGCAGCUGUACCCGCGGCGCACCGUCUGGUUGUACGUAAUCAAGGACAUACUGAUGUCGCUGUCCGGCAAGACGACCCAGCUAUACCGGCACGAUCUGAUGGCGCUACAUUCCAAGCAGACGCACCGCUUCUCGAUGCACAUGAAGAAGAUCCCAGAGAAGCUCGUGCCGCGCAAGUUCGCACUCACGACCAAGGUGCCCGACACCAAAGGAUGCGUGCAGUGCUGUGUGACGCGCAAUCCCUACAACGGGUAUAAGUACCUGUGCGGCUCGAUGGCAACCGGGAUCUUUCUGAUGCAAUGGUACGAUCCGCUGAACAAGUUUAUGCUGUUAAAACAAUGCGAAUGGCCGUCCGGCAACAUCCAGUACUAUGGUGCGAAUUCGAACGUGUUCGAGAUGAUCAUCACACCCGAGCUCGAGUACCCGAUCGUGUGCGUGAAUGUGCGGAAAGGACCAAACGAUUCGUUGAAGCUGGAUUUGAUCAAUACCAAUAGCACACCCAGCUGGUUUAACGCGCCAGUGGAGGAAAUGGACGGCAUGGCGACGGUUAUUAACCGGCGGGAUACUCUUCGACCAAUAAAAGUGCAUCAGAUUGAAAAGGACGCAAUAUUAGUAUGUUACGAUCGGUUCGUGCAAAUCGUUGAUAUUCAGGGUUUCCCAAAGCAGAGCCGCAAGCUCAUCUCGCGCGUGGAAUUUAGUUUUGUAAUUGAAAGCAUAGUCUGUUUAACUGAUAGUGUACUAGCGUUUCAUAAGUACGGCGUGCAGGGUCGAUCGCUAAGGAAUGGAGAGAUUACACAGGAAAUAACCGAUACGAGCCGAAUCUAUGAGCUUAUCGGUAGUGACAACAAAGUGGUAAUGUUGCAGAGUCGCACUAUUCGGGCUGAUACCGCCGAGGGGGCGAAUGAUGUCGGACAUGAUCUGUAUAUAUUGGCUGGACAUGAAGCGAGCUACUGAACGGUGGUGUGACUGAUGAA